Diabrotica balteata is the source of this 3522-nucleotide messenger RNA. The record is from the annotation of a GenBank genome assembly. NCBI's taxonomy places the organism in Eukaryota, Metazoa, Arthropoda, Insecta, Coleoptera, Chrysomelidae.
CGAGUGUAGAGCUAGAAUUGUAAGAUGCCACACUUAAACUAAAAGAAGAAAGUUGAUUUGAUAGAGAAUAUUUGAGGUUAUAUAGUGAUAUUAGUGAUUAAUUCAAUUAUAAUUAAAAAUUCGAUAUAGUUAUCUCAAAGAUGUAAAUGAUGUAAUAUACGUCGUUGAAUUAUCCAUACGGGAUUUGUGUUUGAGACAAUUUGACACAAUAAUAUCAGUGUUAAUUUUUAACUCAUAUGAGUGAUUUCAGUAAAUAUAUUAGAAUAGGUACUGAGAUUAGAAUAUAUUCAACAAAAUGAAAGUUGCAGCUGGAUUUGUUGUAUUUAGAAUAGUAAACAAUAUUGAAUACCUCCUAUUACAAACUUCCUAUGGCAUACACCACUGGACUCCACCAAAGGGACACGUUGAUCCUGGAGAGACUGAUAUUAUGGUCACUGCAUUUAGAGAAACUCUUGAAGAAUCCGGUCUUACAAAGGAUGAUUUAAAAGUGUAUGAAGAUUGCAAAACAACAUUACAUUAUCAAGUUAAUAAUAAGCCAAAAGAAGUUCAUUACUUUUUGGCAGAACUAGUUAACCCAAAGGCAAAAGUUAUAUUGUCAGAUGAACAUAAAGAUUUUAAGUGGUUAGGAUUAUCUGAAGCUUGUGAAAUUGUAGGAUUUGAAGAGUUACAGAAUACACUUAAAGAAUUUGAAAAAUGCAUUACUAACAAGAAAAGUGAGUCCAAGAAUUUAAAAUGAUGUAAUUGUAAAUACAAUGUGAUAUAUUUUAUUUUAUUUAUAAACAUAAGUUUUAACAUUGUAUAUUUGUUUAUCAUAUUUAUUAAAUUGUAAAAUGGGUUUUCAGUAAAUUUUAUAAAAUGUAAUAAAGCAUUGUUGUAAAUCUUACUCAAUGAUAUAUAGAUAGUAUUAAAAUGUUUAAAAAAUAAUUUUUAAUAAAAGGGAUGUACUUUCAAUUUAUGCUCUUUUUUUAAGCUGAACUGGAAAGUAUUAUAUAUUUAAAUUUUUUUGAAAGCUUUUCUGUGAGUCACCAACAAAAUUAUAUAUUCAGAAUGGCUAAACAUCCCUUUUAACACGUAAAUUUUAACAGAGAAUUUUACGAUGGGUUUGAAGAAGGAUUUUCUACAAUUAAAAAAAUUAAAUAUUUUAGCAUUUCCAAAAUCUUCAUUUUGAGGUAGAUGUAUGUUUUUUAAAAUAACAAGGUAAACAAUAAGAUUUCGAACACUGAUUGCAAUACAGUUUUGUUUUCAGGGUUUUGUUUUUGUCAACUGUUCUUCCUGAUUUUAUUGAGAGUUCUGCGUAGCACACGGAAUAGGAUCGCCUUUUUUCGGUUUCUAUAAGCUUGUGUUGAUCUGUUUGGCUCUAAUCGUCGACAGUCUGACAGUUAUCAAGUUUUGUAAGUCCUAAAACGUACAUAUAUAUGCUUAUAAUACUUACUAUCAUUUUUUCUUUAAUACACAUUUUACCAUUUAUGACUUCCUCACGAAAUUCUGUGAUGCUCUCAUUUUGUUGUUGGUUACUUUUUGAUGUAAUAAAUAAGACUUCACAAUUGCAUCGCCAAUAACAAGUUCGAUUGCCAACUUCCUAUAUCAUUUAACUGCUCUACGUAAAGCUGAAUUAUAUGAUUUCAUCUGAUUUAUAAAAACAAUUUUACAGUAACAAAAAAAAUGUUUUUAAAUAAUAAAGUUACCUGAUAAAUCAAUAUAGGCCUUAUGUUUGUUGUAUUCCAGCACACUUUUGGGCUUCAAUAAUUCACCUGAAUGUCUGUUGACCACCACCAUUUCUGGUAAAAAUUUUGUGUUUAGCAUAAGGACAUACCUCUUGUCUUUCCAUUUUUCUACAAAAAUGCCAGUAUUGCUUUCUUCUGCAAUAACUUCUCCGCGUUUUAAUUUGGCUUGCAAAACAGUUUUUGGGUUUAAUUUUCUGUUGCUACGAAGAGUUCCAAUUAUAUGGGUAUUAUUCUCUAGCAAUUUAUGUGCUAAUUCUACUGAUGUGUAAUAAUUGUCCACUACAAUGGUUUUUCCGCUGUUUAGCAAGUCUCUGGUUAUGUUCAGAACAACCUGAGAUGGAACAGAUUGCUCUUCUGAAACCUCUUUUUCUCUUCCACAGUACACCUUUAGGUCAUAUAAAUAACCCCCCUCCAAACACAGUUUAAAAAGUUUAAUUCCAAAUUUAAAUCGUUUAUUCAAGAUAUAUUGCUUAAACUUUAGCUUUCCUUUAAAAGGAACAAGUGUCUCAUCUAUAACAAUAUAUUCAUCAAGUACUAUGGCAGCUUGAAAAGUUUCCUGUAACUUUGAUAGUAAGUAGCCUGUCAUCCAUAUUAGCUUGUUCGUUGUUCGUAAAAUGCCACAUUUUUAACAAAACUUGAAAGUGGUUUCUAGACAAAACUUGUUUUAGUGAAUUUUGGAUACAAACUUUUUUUACAGGUAGGCAAAAAGGGAAGGAAGCUGAACUAAUCCCAUUCACAUAAGGCAUUCUAGAAAUGCUUCCAUUUCAUUUUCCGUGGUGUCUUUCCAAGUUUGAACUCCGGAGCGUUUAGAGAUAUUUUUAACCAUGAGUGGGCUAACCCACACAUAAAAAAUCUACAUUGUGAAGUUAAUACUAUAUAAGCCACCGUUCAAAUUUCAGAUUAAUCUAAUGAUACUUACUAAUGGAAACUUUUACCAAGCAUUUUAAAAACAUUCAACAGAAGCACAAGAAGUUUCUGUCUGACAGAAAAGAUUAAGGAUUUAAUAUAUCAAAAAAACAUACAAAAAUGUGAUGCGAUAAGUUCAGCCAAAGUAUUGCCCAAACCUAAAAUUAAAUAGCUUAAAUUAAAAUGAGCGCUGAUAAGAUCAAUAGCAUGUAAAACUAGGGAAAAAAUAUUAUGUUAAGUUCUGCCUUUGUGUUUUGUUCUCCUUAUCUUAAGAAGAUGACUUUUCACAACUGAAAAAGGCUAAAUUGUUUUUCAACAAAGAAGUGUUAGAAGCUGUGUAAGCCUGUUUUGCAGACCAAGAUAAAAAUUGUUUUUAAAGGUUCUAGUGGCGUUGUUUAUUUAUUGUAAUAAAUGUAUUCAAUUGAGAGCAGGUUAAGCAAUAAGCAAUACUUUGACUUUUAAAUUGUAUUUCCUUCUAUUGUAGCCAGAGAAUGUUUCAAAUACAAGCUCAGUAGUAUUAAGUCAAAUUUCUAAGUUAAAAAACUUAAUUUCUAAAUGAUUUUUGUGAGAAUUUUUUAUUUAAAAAACAAAGUGAUUACCUUUAUAUACUUACAUAAAAUGGAAUACUUAAAUUUAAUUUCCCUGUUUGAAUUUAAUAGUCUAUUGUUGUUAGGAUUCCUUGAAAUUAAGUAUGAAAAUAGCAAUAAAAUUCAAGUAAUUUAAGUAGAUUAAACCUGCGAUGAGAUCACAUGCCUUGAAUUGUUUUCAUUUGUUAAAUAUUUGUUUAAUUUUAAGGUAACUAUGGUUUUUUAUUUUUGUUGUUCCAAAUAUACCUACUUAAUUGUAUAAAGACAGUGUUUUGAUAUGUCUAUACUUUACUUCUAUUUUCAAU